AUCCUUACUGGGUCGCCCCCUAUCCCAGUGGGCAUGAGGCACAAGGCAGGGGCCACCCUGGACUAGGUGCCAAUCCAUUGCAAUCCAGGCGAACGUGCUAACCACUAAGCCACCAUGCCUGCUAGUCACUUUAUUAGGAACAGCUGUACUCCUGCUCAUUCAUGCAAUUAUCCAAUCAGCCAAUCAUGUCACAGCAGCAUCAUAUAUAAACCAUAAACCCGUCUGGUCAUUCUCCUCUACCCUGUCUCAUCAACAAAAUGUUUUUGGCCACAAAAUGCCACUUGCUGGAUUUUUUCCCCCACACUGUUCUGUUGUGUGCGAAAAUCCUAGGAGACCAUCAUUUUCCGGAACACUCAAAUUUGGGGGCGCACAGUGGCUUAGUGGUUAGCACGUUCGCCUCACACCUCCAGGGCCGGGGGUUCGAGUCCACCUGGGGCCCUGUGUUUGUGGAGUUUGCAUGUUCUCCCUGUGCUGCGGGGGUUUCCUUUGGGUACUCCACUUUCCUCCCCCAGUCCAAAGACAUGCAUGGUAGGCUGAUUGUCGUGUGUAAAGUGUCUGUAUGAAUGGGUGUGUGAGUGUGUAUGUGAUUGUUCCCUGUGAUGGACUGACACCCUGUCCAGGAUGUACCCCCCCUUGUGCCCCAUGCUCCCUGGGAUAGGCUCCCGGUGACCCUGAAGGAUAGGCGGUAUAGAAGAUGGAUAGAUGUUUGAUUUGAACAUGAACUGAAGCUCUUGAUCUCUAUGAUAUUAUGCCACAGUAUUAGCUGAUUGGAUAACUGCAUGAAUGAAUAUCGACCUAUAAGAAGAGAUAUUUUACCUAUCCAUCACCUCUCCACAAUUUCAUGCUCACAUCAAAACCGAAACUACACCGAGUAUAGUUUUCACUUGACCACUUUACUGGAUUAUUUGUGACCUCCAUAAAAAGAGAAGCGUGACUUCUUCAUCGUUAAGACAAUAAAAAUGGAAAUGCAGUGUAAGCAGUAGCAGCGUCCAGAGUCCAUAGCAGCAGUCAGUUAGCUGUGUGAACUAGACGUGGGGGUAGUGGAUGCACCUGACUCGACUUUCGCUGAUUACUUCUGGAGUGUCAGGAAGUCAGGAUGCCUUCUGGAAGGACAGUCAAGCUCAUCCUGUAUGAGGUGUUAGAGUUUGUAUGUCUGUGUGUGCCUAUGUUCGUGGUUCUGGAGCGAUUUGCGUCGCUUAUGAGCUUUGUAAAUGUCAACGACACUACAGCUUACUGGUUGGUGGUGGCAGCAUCCAUAGCCUAUGUGACCUCUGUGUCCCUGUUUGUCUGGGUGCCACUGAAGUACUUCAUCCUGAAGUCCAGGGGAAUUUUUAAAGAAGUUACUAACUGGAGACCUGUGACUCUCGCCCAUGCACUUCUCUGCACGCUUCCAUGUUUUGCGAUUCUCAUUGCCAGCUCAAAGGUUCAGUUGGACAUGGGAGUUUUAUAUGACCACUUUAGUGAGCUUCCUGUCUCACUGGUUCUCUUUGCCCUUAUCUGCGUGGACAUUGUAGAAAGAAUUCGUCCAUAUAGCCUGAGAGGACAAGCAGAUAGUCUGGACUUUGAGGGUCCUGGGCCUGUUCUGGAGCAGGUGUCCACGGUGUCAUCACACAUGCAGAGUAACAGAGGUGCAAAUGGCUCGGAGCCGAGGUCAGAAGUCACGAGUACAUUACCAUCAGGACAUUGGGCAGACAUGAAUGGCAUUGCACGUUCUUCCACUAUGGCCUACGUGUACUCCUCCCACUCUGACUCAGGCUCUCUUAGCUUCCUCUGGGUUCGAGACCCUCGCGCUGAGCUCUUCCUGGAGACAUUUGUGUUCUGGCUGGAUACAGUGGAGAUGAUCAGAGUGGCUGGGGUUCAGGAGGUCUACAACUCAAACUGGGCCUUUCCUAUCUACAUCCUAAGCUUUUUCUCCAUUCUGCGUGUGGUUGUAACUCCUAACAAUCCAAUGCUAGCAUCUUUAGGAGUCAUAGCACAGGAUCUGCCCUUCCUGGUUUUACGCAUCUGCCUGGUAACUAUCUUUGGUUAUGUGACUCCGAUACUCUACAUCAUGAAAAAUCUGCUCACAUGUCUGACUUUUCUUUACUUUCACUUCCUGACAAAACUGAAGGUGUUCAACAGAGGAAGCUUGUUCUGAGACCUCUGGAGGGGAAGCUACUGGUUACCGCUUUGGGUAAAGAAAUGUAUGGGGUGGAUAUUAACAACUACUAGUAGCAUUGAACACACUCUUUUUUCACUGAUGUUACUUCAGAGAAGACAAACUAAUAAUAGGAGUCCACAUAGCUGCUUCUUCUUCUUUCUUUUUUUUUUGAAAAUAUGCCUCCCCUGGUUUAUUUCUGAAAGUUUGGGGUGGCUAAUUUCUUAUUGAAAAUGUAUAUGGGAAAAGUGUUUUACAGGUGCUAUAAGGCAUUCUAUUGUUAGCAGUAAUGUAAGUGAUUUUCAGUCAGACCAUCCAACACACAUGAAGUUUCAUUCAUCUUACAACCUGUACAACUAACACAGUUCUAAUAGCCUCGUCACGUUUACUUUCUCUGGGACUACUCUGCCUAAGCAGAGAAAGAUAGUUGGAAUAUUAAUAGAAAUAAAGAGAACUGGGAUGUAGCAAGCCAUUAGCUUCCACCCAACAUUCCUUUAUUGAAUUUAAACUUCAUACAUUGCCUGGCAUAAGUAUUCACCCCCAUUGAGCUUCCCCACAUUUUUGUAAUGCUGCAAUCUGGAACUCAAAUCAACUUCAUCUGUUAUUAUAUGUCGUGGAUCUGCACAAAAUACUUUUGGAAUAUUGA
This is a messenger RNA of Ictalurus punctatus (channel catfish), 2783 nucleotides long. It is a transcript of the gene tmem236, whose product is annotated as transmembrane protein 236. The transcript has 4 exons. NCBI's taxonomy places the organism in Eukaryota, Metazoa, Chordata, Actinopteri, Siluriformes, Ictaluridae. The record is from RefSeq and is a predicted model, not a curated record. The coding region runs from base 1097 to 2137 and encodes 346 amino acids.